UAGCCUUUAGCGUUGUGAAAUUUGGCGACAUACGUUAUCGUUUGGUCUAAAUCAUGACGAGGCAAAGAGACCUUUACAAAGUGCUGGGAGUCUCUCCUAAAGCAAGCCAGCAGGAGAUUCGCAAUGCGUACAAACGAGAGUCGCUGAAGUCACACCCCGAUAGAGUGCCGGCCGACUCUCCUGAGAGACCGGCCCGGACUCGUAGGUUCCAGGAAAUCAACGAUGCGUAUUAUACCUUAUCGGAUCUAUCACGUCGGCGCGAGUACGAUGCGACACGAUUAGCAGACGAAGUAGACGAAGGAUAUGACAUGCCUCAAGGAGGUGCUGGUGGUUUCCCAUGGUCCACUUUCGGUUUCGGCUCGACUACUGAUAGAGAGCAACGGGCAUCGGAGCAAUUUGGCUCCGUAUUUGAAGAGAUGCUGCGCGAAGAAGGGCUUGCGAGCGAUGGCACCGAUGCGGACGGUCGCACACAAGCCCGCCCUACGUCACGCUUCUGGUCUAUUGUCGGGGGUGUCAGUGGUGGCGCACUGGGCUUCAUCAUCGGUAAUGCUCCUGGGGCGCUUGCUGGAGCCGUUGCUGGUAAUCGUCUAGGAGCGGUACGAGACGCGAAAGGAAAGAGUGUUUACGAGGUCUUUUUAGAGCUGCCUCAAACCGACCGUGCUCGGCUAUUGAGUGAACUAGCUGCCAAAGUAUUCCAGACUACAAUGGGUCAUUGAGAGUCCCGCAGUAUUGGUCAUUUAUGCCUAAGUACAGCAGCUCUGUGCGCUCAUGAUCUUUGUCCAUACUUUCAUGCUGUUGGUGUGGGACACCAGUCUUGUGGGUCGUCCUAUCUUUAAUGAUCCUUUCUAUAGUUUUUGUUCAUUAUACUGCCAUCUCUGCAAAUAGUAAUCCGAUACAGUCCUUCUCAGAGAUGGUGCUCAUCUACAUGAAUGGGCUAAUAAUCUACAGUAUGUCUGUCA
This is a messenger RNA of Aspergillus saccharolyticus JOP 1030-1, 959 nucleotides long. Its product is annotated as putative DnaJ chaperone (Caj1). Lineage: Eukaryota; Fungi; Ascomycota; Eurotiomycetes; Eurotiales; Aspergillaceae. The record is from RefSeq and is a predicted model, not a curated record. The transcript has 4 exons. Bases 54 to 716 code for a protein of 220 amino acids.